Messenger RNA from Aspergillus clavatus NRRL 1, 1215 nucleotides. Its product is annotated as CapA family protein. The record is from RefSeq and is a predicted model, not a curated record. Lineage: Eukaryota; Fungi; Ascomycota; Eurotiomycetes; Eurotiales; Aspergillaceae. The transcript has a single exon. The coding region runs from base 1 to 1215 and encodes 404 amino acids.
AUGCCCAGCGCCCUGCGCACCUUCACCCUCAACUUCGUCGGCGACGUCAUGCUCGGCCGCCUCGUCGACCAACUCUGGCCGCAGCACGUCGACAACGCCCACGAACACCGCGUCGUCUCCUGGUUCCUCGAGCGCUAUCCUCACCUGGCCAAAUACUCCCACCGCGACCCCUGGGGCUCAGCCCUCCCGCUCUUCCACACCGCAGACCUCAACCUCAUCAACCUCGAAACCUCCGCGACAACGACCAACGACCCCUGGCCCAACAAGACCUUCAACUACCGCAUGCACCCGGCCAACCUCGCCGCUCUCCGCGAGGCCCACAUCGACUACGCCGGCCUCGCAAACAACCACACCCUCGACUUCGGCACAGACGGCCUCGUCGAGACCAUCUGGUCCGUCAAGGAGAACCACAUCGCAUUCGCCGGCGCCGGCGAAAGCACAGACGAGAGCCGCCGCCCAGCCGUCCUGCAUCUCCCGCGUCCAGCCCCGUAUCCCGCACCUACUGUCCCCCAUCACCAGCACCAUCACCAAACCACUCGCACCAGCACCAGCACCCCAUCAUACAAAAUCCACAUCUACGCCGCCUCAGACCACCCCCGCGACUGGGCCGUCGUCCCAACCUUCCACCUAAUCGACUACUCCCCACGCACAAAGGACCAUCUCCGCACCCUCCUCACCCAACCCCAGCCGGCCAGCGACCCCCCCGCCCUCAAGAUCUUCUCCAUCCACUGGGGCCCGAACUACCGGUGGCAGCCGGACGAGCGCAUCCGGGCGCUGGCGCACUUCCUCAUCGACGAGUGCGGCGUGGACAUCGUGCACGGGCACUCGUCGCACCACGUGCAGGGCGUCGAGCGGUACGCGCGCAAGUUGAUCAUCUACGGGUGCGGCGACUUCGUGGACGAUUAUGCGCUGCGGGAGGAGUUUCGGAAUGAUCUGGGAGCGGUGUGGAGGGUUUGCGUGAGAGAGGAGGUGGAGGUGGAGGCGGAUUCCGGGGUGGUAGGGGAGGAGGAAGGAGUGAAGCCUGGGUUGGUGUUGGAUCGGUUGGAGAUCUUUCCGACGCGGUGUGAUCGGUUUCAGGCUACGUUGUUGGAUCCGGAUGAUGAGGACCAUCGGUGGGUGAAGAGGAAGAUUACGCAGCUGAGUGAGGAUCUGGGGACAAGUGUGCGGAGAGAGUUGGGGACGGAGAAUCAGAUUGUGGUGGACUUGAGGGAUUGA